Dermochelys coriacea (leatherback sea turtle) is the source of this 1065-nucleotide messenger RNA. Its product is annotated as olfactory receptor 5C1-like. The coding region runs from base 1 to 1065 and encodes 354 amino acids. Gene Ontology annotation, molecular function: olfactory receptor activity; odorant binding; G protein-coupled receptor activity. The record is from RefSeq and is a predicted model, not a curated record. The transcript has a single exon. Gene Ontology annotation, cellular component: membrane. Gene Ontology annotation, biological process: G protein-coupled receptor signaling pathway; sensory perception of smell. Lineage: Eukaryota; Metazoa; Chordata; Testudines; Dermochelyidae.
AUGCCAGGCCAGCCCUGCCUGAACACCAGACCCUUAACACUAGGAGCAGUGCCAUCCCCACCCUGGGCUGAGGGCACUGGCAGAGGGGCAAGCUGUCACCCACACUCUCUCCCCAUAGAUCCGUGCCCCCCCAUGGCUGGGCCAAACCAGACGGUGGUGACCGACUUCCUCCUGGUGGGCUUCCCCUCCUGCCGAGCCCUAAGUCUGCUCCUCUUCUUGCUGGCACUGCCCAUCGUCCUGCUGGGCCUGGCGGGGAACCUGGGCCUGGUGGUUCUGAUCCGGGCCGAGCGCUCCCUCCACACCCCCAUGUACUACUUUCUCAGCCACUUGGCCCUGCUGGACCUCUGCUCCUGCUGCGCCGUGGGCCCCGUCAUGCUGUGGGGCCUGCUGGCCAGCUGGGCCGCCCUCCCCGGCCCGGUCUGUGCCCUCCAGAUGUUUCUCUUCACCACCGCGGGGGACGCGGAGUGCUGCCUGCUGGCCGCCAUGGCCUGCGACCGCUAUGCUGCCAUCUGCCGCCCGCUGCACUACCAGGCCGCCGUGUCGCCCCGCCUCUGCCGCGGGCUGGUGCUGGGCUCCUACGCGGCCGGGGCAGCCAGUGCGGCCGUGCACUCCAGCCUGGCCUUCCACCUUCCCUUCUGCCGCAGCCACACCCUCGACCACUUCUUCUGCAUCAUCCCAUCCGUGCUGGAGCUGGCCUGCGCCGACACCAGCCUCAACCAGGCCCUGCUGCUGGCCAUCUGCGGCGCCAUCCAGAGCGUCACCCUGCUGGCCAUCCUGGCCACCUACGGUCUCAUCCUCGGGGCCGUGGGACGGGCGGGCUUGUGCCGGGCUGCCUCCACCUGUGGCUCCCACGUGGCAGCUGUGGCCGUGCUCUACGGGACCCUCAUCUUCAUGUACCUGCGGCCCGAAGGCAGCUACGCUGCACAGGCUGACAAGAUGGCUGCUGCCUUCUACACCGUGGUCAUCCCCACCCUCAACCCCGCCAUCUACAGCCUGCGCAAUGCCGACGUCAAGGGGGCCCUGGCGAGGCGACUCAUGGGUGGGCGCCGCAUCUGGGGGGGCUGA